ACCAGGCUGUCAGAGACACGACACCUCACGUCCGCUGCCACCUCUCUCCUUCGCCGGUCGCCGCUCCAGCUGAACUUGAAGGAGACCGACGGAUCGAUGGCGGCCGCCGCGGCGGUAUACAGGCGGGUGCUGAAGGCGGUGCAGAAGCACGUCGGCGGGGGCGCCACCAAGCAGCAUUUCCGCGACUUCGUGGCGGCCGAGUUCCGCGCCCCCGUCGGCUCGAAGGCCGACGCUAGGGCCAGGCUGCGGCUCGCCGGAGAUUACGCCUACCUCCUUACCAGCGUCCAGCACCACAAGGACCUGCUGUUGUCGUACAAUAUAGCUGUGGACCGAUCCGACGAAAUGAAGAAGAUAUUGAACAAAUCCGCUGCCAGUGUAGGCCUCCAGCUCCCUGAUGUCUACCAGCCAUGAGGGCUUCUUUUCCUCACGUAUGUGUGAUCCAUGAUACUGCCAUUUAGCUAUGGAAUUUCAUUUUGUGUCCUACAUUCCAUUUUCCUUGUUUCCAAUUCUACUCUUCUUUCAGUAACGAGAAAUGUCAUUGGUUUAUUAAUGAUGUCAUUCAACAAUGUAUGGAUUCUUUCUACUGAAGUCAAUUGCCAAUUUGCUGUAA
Messenger RNA from Zea mays, 610 nucleotides. RefSeq lists its product as uncharacterized. The transcript is spliced from 2 exons. Bases 97 to 411 code for a protein of 104 amino acids. The record is from RefSeq and is marked predicted. NCBI's taxonomy places the organism in Eukaryota, Viridiplantae, Streptophyta, Magnoliopsida, Poales, Poaceae.